This is a messenger RNA of Diaporthe amygdali, 216 nucleotides long. RefSeq lists its product as uncharacterized. The coding region runs from base 1 to 216 and encodes 71 amino acids. The transcript has a single exon. NCBI's taxonomy places the organism in Eukaryota, Fungi, Ascomycota, Sordariomycetes, Diaporthales, Diaporthaceae. The record is from RefSeq and is a predicted model, not a curated record.
AUGAAGUCAACUCUCCAGGUUGCCAGCACGGUCGUAAGCAACCUUAAUAUAGCGCUACUACAAGUCACAUCGCCGCCGAGCCCUGUCGAUCUCAAGAAGGGCGAGGAUCGGGAGCAGGCGAGCAUCCACAACGACCGGACGUGCUACAUGUCGUCUGCCAAGGCCUGGCCAGCUGGGAACCAAAGGUUCAGAAAGCCGGUGAGAUGUCCGCCCUAA